UCAAUAGCCCUUACUUUGCGCUACUUUGGAAAACGAACAUAUAUAUAUCUUCGAAGAAAAUGUAAUUUUCCCUUGCCCAGUUUGUCAACUUUGAACAGAUGGAUCACCAAUAUAAAUAUACGUAAAGGGUUUUUUGACGAAAUUUUCCGUUUAAUGGAAGUUGCUGGUGAAACUAAGGAAACACAUGAAAAGGUUGCAGUUUUGAUGUAUGAUGAGAUGAAAGUGAAGGAAACAUACGAAUAUGACCAGAAAAAUGAUCAGGUUAUAGGACCUCACAAACAAAUGCAGGUUAUUGUAUUAAGAGGACUGUUCUCUAAUUGGAAACAGCCAAUUUUCAUCGAUUUUGAUACAACCAUUUCAAAAGAAAUUGUAUUUAAGGCCAUAACUAAAGCUCGCGCCUCUGGUUAUGAUGUAGUAGCAUGUGUAUCAGAUAUGGGUGGGGGAAACUAUGGUUUAUGGAACAAACUGAAUGUUACCAUUGAAAAGCCAUGGUUUGAAAAUCCUGCAGACAAAACCAAAAAAGUUUUUUUCUUUGCCGAUACCCCUCAUGUACUGAAACUAUUGCGGAACUGGUUCCUAGAUACGGGAUUUGUGUUAAACAAUAAUGUCCAUGUUGAUAAAACACCAAUACGUGCCCUUAUUGAACUGGAUUCCAACGAGCUUAAAGUUUGCCAUAAGCUCGACAAGCAUCAUUUAGAGUGCGUAGGAGCUGAAAGGCAAAAUGUAAGAUUGGCCGCUCAACUUUUUUCAAACACGACUGCCAAGGCAUUGGAAUUAUACAAACCUGUCAAUGACGUAAACCUUAUACGUAAUUUAUCAGCCUUUAUUGCUUCCGUUAACGAUUGGUUUGACGUAAUGAAUACGUAUGUACCACAGCAAUCAUUGCAGACCUCACAAUGUGGGUAUGGUCUUUAUGAAGUGGAGCAAAAUAAAUGUCUGGAUGACAUGUUCACGAUUGUAGAGACAAUGCGUUGUCCAGGAAAGAACACCAUGUUACCUUUUCAGAAAGGUAUUUUGAUAUCAAUAAAUGCUAUUAAAGGCCUCUUAGAUUAUGUUCGACAGGAAUUCCAGAUGGAAUACCUAUUAACUCACCGGCUAAAUCAAGAUACCUUGGAAAAUUUAUUUUCCCAGAUAAGAACAAGAGGAGGCUUAAAUGACCACCCAACCCCCCUGAAUGUUAUUUACCGAGUAAGGAUGAUAAUUUUUGGAAAAAAACCCUGGAAUUGUACAAAGCCAUUUGAAUACCACCGAUUUAUCAGAAAGUGAGUUCAUAGUUGCGAAUGUACUUAAGAAACUGGACAUAAAUAGGGUGUGUGACAAUGAUAAAACGCAAGAAAGAAUGGACAUAAAGAAUAAUGAAGAAGAAAACGAAAUCACUGAAUGUCCAGAUAUCGUUGAAGGAGCUCAAAAUUAUCUCGCUGGAUGGGUAGCAAAGAAGCAUUUGAAGAAAUACCCGUUCCUAGGAGAUUAUACAUACAAAAGUGAAUCUUCGCCAGCAAACGAGCGCUCCUGGAUUCGACAUUUGUCAAAGGGUGGACUGGUGGAGCCUUCUGAACAAUGGAUACAAAUUAGUCAAGUGUGUGAGCAGGAGUUCAAUAUAUUUCAUGGAGAAAAACGAAUAAAGAAAGACAUAAAUAUAGUUAAGGAUUUAGUAGCUAAAGUGUCCCAAAAAGUAGAACAUUUUCCUUUGGAGGUUAUUACAUCAUACAUUAAAAUGAGAACAAUUAUCAGAAUGAAAGACUUAAACCUUAAUCUUUGUGCCACAAAAUUCAAGAAAAGACAAGGAGACGUUGAUUUAGAAAAACGAAAGCGAAUAAAAAAGUGA
Messenger RNA from Homalodisca vitripennis (glassy-winged sharpshooter), 1825 nucleotides. RefSeq lists its product as uncharacterized. NCBI's taxonomy places the organism in Eukaryota, Metazoa, Arthropoda, Insecta, Hemiptera, Cicadellidae. The transcript has 2 exons. The record is from RefSeq and is a predicted model, not a curated record. The coding region runs from base 1340 to 1825 and encodes 161 amino acids.